Clarias gariepinus (North African catfish) is the source of this 1860-nucleotide messenger RNA. It is a transcript of the gene ankrd10a, whose product is annotated as ankyrin repeat domain 10a. The record is from RefSeq and is a predicted model, not a curated record. Gene Ontology annotation, molecular function: protein binding. The coding region runs from base 141 to 1268 and encodes 375 amino acids. NCBI's taxonomy places the organism in Eukaryota, Metazoa, Chordata, Actinopteri, Siluriformes, Clariidae. The transcript is spliced from 6 exons.
UGAAGUUUCAGAGUGCGCGCGAUUGUCUUUUGUUGUCUGAGCACGCGCCUCUCCGAGCUCUACGGCGGUGCUCGGGGGGAAAAAACGAAACUAUUAAUUUAUUUCCCCUACACUACACCAGCAUUAUUAGCAGUGGAAGCAUGUCGGUGGGCAUCGAGUUGGGCUUUUCUAACGACGAGGUGCUGAGCACGCGCUUCCCGCUGCAUCGCGCCUGCAGGGACGGAGACGUGCGCGCGCUCUCCUCGUUGCUGCAGCAGCGCCCCGGUGACAGAGCACAGCUCCAGGCGGAGGACUCGUUCUACGGCUGGACUCCCAUUCACUGGGCGGCACACUUCGGAAAGCUGGAGUGUGUGCUGCGGUUGGUACAGGUGGGCUGUGAGGUGAACGCUGUGACAACCCGCUUUUCACAGACUCCAGCGCAUAUCGCUGCGUUUGGAGGAAACCCAGAGUGCCUUGUAUGGCUCUUGCAGGCUGGUGCUGAUAUCAACAGACAGGAUUACAUGGGUGAAGCCCCAAUCCAUAAAGCUGCAAGGGCAGGUAGCAUGGAUUGUAUCAGUGCCCUGUUGUUCUCAGGUGCAAAACCAGAAUUAAGGAACACAAAUGGAUUGACUGCGGCCGACCUGGCCCGUGCACAAGGCUUCCAGGACUGUUCUCAGCUUCUGUCCAAUGCAGAAAAUCAGCUUAAGCACAUAAACAGAUUUGGCUCUAAUGGAACUGACCUCACCCACAUUCAAGGGCGGAGCCUUCUUAAUGGGGUAACCAAUAGGAAGAGGCUCCAUGAUUGUUCAGAGCCAAAUCAUGUCAAGAAAGCACGAGUUGAUGGCAUGGAUUUUCCUCUGAAGACUGUUAGUGUGAUGGAGGAGGAUGUUGAAAAUAUGCAUGUAGAGUCUGCCCCAGACAAACAAUCAGAUGGCACCAUAGAAAUAGCCACAGGCUUAAGCAAUGGCUACGCACAACAGAGGAGUUUUGCUACAAAUGGCCAUUGCCACCCACACCAGCCUGACUCGCCCGAGCUGGGUAGCAACAUGUGCGGCUCACUGCACCUUACUGACAGUCCCACCAGCUACAUGUCCCACAGGCCCUUGUGGACCACGCUCUCAUCAGAUUUCAACGAUCAUCUGCACUACGGUCACUACCACGGCUUUGGAGACACGGCCGAAGACCUGGAGGACGCUGGAAGCCAGCACGAGCACAUUACAACUGUGAAGCUUGAGCAGCACUACAACCAAGAGGUGUUAAAUGCCAUGCAGCUGUUUCAUGGAUCAUGAAGGUGUUAGAGCCUGUCUGUUAGUAUAAGAGUGGGCAUAAAUAGCCCCCAAGUCGCCUUAAACCUUAAUCAGUUUACCCCGACUUUGCUCUUGCACCUUAAAACAUAAAGGGGUUUUUGUUGUAGGGAAACACCUUUGUACCAAAGGGUUAUUUGUGUUUUUGUAUCUGACAUUUUGUGUGUUAAUUCUGUGUUGUAGUGUGUUUGAAUAAUAGAUGAACUGAUAAUGAUUAAGUAGAGCUACAGUGAAUAAAUGAGUACUUAUCUGUGGUGCAUUCAGCUUUCCUUAUUUUUUUUCUUCUGUGUGUUCUCACCACAGAAGAUUGAGGACUUAUUUGAAUAGCCUUUGUAUGGUUUUAUGUUUUUUCCGUUCCUAUGUACGUGGCGGGGUUGUGCCAGUAUUUUCCCCUCCAGUAGUUUGGCACUAGCAUUAUAAGAUGUAUGGAACAAUUUGGUUCCUGUUCCUAUUUUUUUUUCUCUGACAAGUUGUCUAAAGUGGAUUAUGUAAAACUGAAUUGAAAAGUAUUUGUUUUGAGAAAAUUUACAUUUUUGAUAUUUCUUCAAUCGUUUGUGCUCUCAUAUAUAAUAAAGUA